GUGAGGAGCAUCAGACAGAGAGAGAGAGAGAGAGAGAGAGAGAGAGAGAGAGAGAGAGAGAGAGAGAUCGGGGAGUCCGAGAAGAAGCUGAAACUUCGCUGCAGACGCUCCAGCACAGUAAACAAUGAACGCCGCGGCCGCCGCCACCUGCCUGCUCGUCGCCGCCCUCAGCUGCUACCUCUACGGCAGCGAUGUGAUGGUGUCGCUGCUCCGUGUCUCCGUUGCAGACCUCUCCAUGCCCGAGCCCGGAGCUGCUCCGCGGCGGAGCCCGCAGGGAGUCCCCUACGCCGACCUGCAGCACAUCGUCAACGCCGACGGACUGCACCUGUUCUGCCGCUACUGGGAGCCCGCCGGCCCGCCAAGGGCUCUGGUGUUUAUUGUGCACGGGGCCGGGGAGCACUGCGGCCCGUACGAUGAGAUUGCACAGAGACUGAAGGAGCUGUCCUUGCUGGUAUUUGCACACGACCAUGUUGGCCAUGGUCAGAGUGAAGGCGAGAGGAUGAACAUUAAAGACUUCCAGGUUUAUAUCAGAGACUCCCUGCAGCACAUUGAUCUGAUGAAGUCCCGUCACCCUGACCUGCCCAUCUUCAUCGUGGGUCACUCCAUGGGUGGCGCCAUAUCCAUCCUGACAGCCUGUGAGAGGCCUAGUGAUUUUGCUGGCGUGGUUCUGAUCGCUCCGAUGGUCCAGAUGAACCCAGACUCGGCCACGCCGUUCAAGGUUUUUCUGGCGAAGGUCCUGAACCACAUGCUGCCUAGCCUCACGCUGGGCUCCAUCGAGUCCAAAUGGGUCUCACGGGACAAGACGCAGGUGGAGGCGUAUGACGCAGACGAGCUGAACUUCCACGGCGGCAUGCGGGUGUCGUUCGGCAUGCAGCUGAUGGGGGCGGCGGCACGUAUCGAGAGGGAGAUCCCGUCCAUCAGCUGGCCCUUCCUGCUGCUGCACGGCAACGCCGACAAGCUCUGCGACAUCAGAGGCUCCAGGAUGAUGCACGAGAACGCUCCGAGUACAGACAAGAAACUCAAGGUGUACGAGGGAGGCUACCACGCCCUUCACCACGACCUCCCAGAGGUGGCAGAGUCCGUGCUGAAAGAGGUGACCAGCUGGAUCACAGAGCGCCUCCCUGCCACGACAUCGCCACAACCGCAAGGCUCCUAGAUAUGUGACUCGGUCAACCCCCGUCAGUGGUCCAAGGCAACAGCCAGCCUUGACCCAAGAGGCCCGCUCACUUUCCAUAAGUCAGUCAGGCAUAACAAUACUACUACACUCUCUGGUAUGAGAAAUAUAUUUGGGCAUAUAGACUGACAUUAUUUUUUCCAUGUAAAAACUUUACUGACUUCAUCCUCCUUCCUCUCCUAUGUACCUAUCAAUCAGCCUAAGUUGCAUUGGUUUAAAUUGGAUGGUGGGGGGUCAGAAGCCACUUCUUGUUGUAACUGGUUAGGCUUUCUGCAAAACUUAUCAGGGAUGUAUAUUUCAGGCAGGCUGCACUAAAAUGCACCUAAAGUAAAGUAAAUUUUAAGCUAUAGUAUGCAGGGGUUCAGAGUGCAAUAAUGAAGUUUCCAUCUGCUUGUUUAUACACACAGACCAGAUCAUUUAAGUAGUAAUGACAAAUCUGCACGGGGGCAUUUCCUUUCGGCUCAUCCACCACUCACAGACAGGUCAGAGGUCAGGAUCAGCUGGAGGACAGCACCUGUGGAGCUGCUGUAGGAUCAGUGCAGGGUGAAAGGUGAAAUGCUAGACCCUCACACUGCUUCACAGUGUCAGUAGAUAUGGAUGGAUUCAAAGCUCACAUUCAGUGAAACAGGUUUGUUGGCGUUUACUUGCAAGCAGUUUCCAUUCGUAGUUCAGGUUUGGUGGCUCAGGAAGAACCGUUAUCUUCUCAGAAAGCAUCCACAAACUCUCUUCAAAAUCUUUUCUGCCUCCUCUGCCUUCUCGUUGAUUGCAUCGUUUUACAAAUUAUCUGAAAUACCACAUUUGAUAAGGGCAAUUCUAGUAGAAACCUAUACUGUACGCACAUUUGACUCUGUGUAUACGUUUAUAAUGAAUCGUCUCUUCUCGUGACUUCUGAAUGUCCCUUUUUUACUUACCACUGAUACGAAAUCCUUCUAAAUUCAGCUUGAGGUCUAUUUCAAAUCCAACUCUAAUAAUUAUAUUCAUUUGGCAAGUUGUUUUGCAAUUGUGUAAUAGAUCCUGGCAAAAUAUCUGCGAUAUUUUAAUUUUUAUUUUUUAUAUGCAAAUGAGGGGACCCCUGGACACAAUAUUUUCAUAUUAAGUACUAUGAUUUUCAGUGAGCGUAUUUAAGAAUGUAGGGAAAUGAAGAGGAGGCAAAUUAACCAGGUGAAGCUGCUCUGUCUCUCUGCAGGUGGGAAUUAGACGAAGGGGGCAAAAGUCAUAAGGUCUCUCCUCUGUGUGACCUUUGACCUUUAGCGUCACAGUUGACUUCACUGUUAGGGUCUUUCUCUGGAGGCAUAACUCCAUUAAGCUCAGCCUGCAGACAGGGGCCCAGCUGGAGAACGAGAGAGAACACAUCGCUCUGUUACUGUGGACAAAAGAGAAAACUCUUUUCAUCCAAACACAUCCUGAAGUAAUAUGGCUGCAUAGUUUCUUAGCAUGGGUGGCCACUGCAGGAGUCCAAACCCUAUCUCAGAACAUUUUUUUAGAAAACAGGAUGUCCUAUCGCAUAGAAUGAAUAACAUUACAGAAAGUGCCAUUACUGCAAAUGAAUUGGCUUCAAAAACGCCAUUGUGGACUGCACCUAAGUGUUUUCAUGUUAAAAUCAUCCAGUUUAGAUAGUAGAUAUACUGGAUGGAGGGAAAGACUUACACAUGAUGGCUACUUUACAGACUGAACUUAGUAUUUCUCAAACUCAAAUUUUGGGGGAAGUUUCUAAAAAUCACAUUUUAUACCUGUUAACUAGCAAACAGGAAUAGUGCAUCAUCUGUUUUUCGAUGUUUCCAAAGUACAUUCUGAGAGUGCCAGCAGCUGUGUUCAACACUUGGAGUCAAACCUGGCUUCUAAUAGGUUUUCAGUGAAGCCAUAUAGCAAUAAUGUCACAGUAGCCUAUAUUUUUGGUAGCUGUUAAUUAUAAACUAGAGAGAAACACACUGAGCUCACCUUUUUAUAUUGUCAGGCAGUCUGUAAUUAGCAGAUACUGCUGCACACGCUAAGCUUUUUCCACCUGCACAUCAAGCAGCAGAAAGUUUCAGCAGCAUGAGUCAAGAGUUUUCAGGUUGCGUGUGUUCAUCCACCCCAACAUCAAACCUGGAAAGGGGUCGAACAUUUCGAUGUUUGUGGCAAAUCAGGCAUACAGCAGGUGUCCAUCUGUGGGCUCCCGGCAUCAUUCAGGUCCAGCUCUUGGGAGGAGACUCCACUGUGUCACCCUGGCUUUCUAGGGUUUUUAUUCAUUAUCGCCCAGAGUUCAAAGAGACUCAUGCAGAGAGAGAAAGGGAAGCAUGGAGCAGUAUCCACGGUGACCAUUACUCAUGUGUAACCACGGCAGCAGGCCAGCAGCACGGUAGAAUUGUUUUUAUUACGUUUUACAUGUGUUGUAACCAGGGUGAUCACAACAAGACUGAUAGAAUGAGAUGAAUUUCAGGCUUCAUGCCUGCUCUGUCUUUCUUUUGUGCUUUCUAACUUUCUAUUUCCUCACUCUUACCCUCUCUCCCUCUCCCUAUCUGCCCCGUGUCACCCUGUUUAACCAUUUUUUUUAGUUGCUGUGGUGACCAGCGCUCUUUGUUCUGUCCAUCACAGAGCCCCUUGUUCUAUUGCAGAUUCAAACAUCUUGUACUGUCAGCCACCCACGCUGCCCCUAGUGGUAACUCAUCAGAACAUGUUACAUUACAUUUUUACUGUUAUUUUGGCCCCUGAGCUGCCACUUAUUAAACAGGGGACAAAUUACUUAACCUGCAACUGACUCUGCUCAGCUUAAUGCUGUAUCUUAGCCACUAAAUGACUUCAGGGAUGUACAAAAGCUGACAUUUCUGAGUCUGUGUGCAAGACUUUGACCUAAAAAUGCCUGCCUGCUGACACUUUUCAGCUCCAGCAAGUGUUUUGCUAUUAUCAAUUUUUAUCAUCUCUGCAAGCCAUUCCCUGAUCUUGGUGCUGAGUGAGCCUGCUGGGUUGAAAGUAGAACAAGGCAACUUUAUAUCACAAAUUCCUUCAUAAAGCACAAUUCAAAGUGCUUUUCCCUAAAAAGAAAUAAACCAUAAGAUGUUAAAAACAUAGAAACACAUUUCAAAGGUGUUAAAAGGAAAACAAGAGAGAAAUAAAUAGAAAAUUCUCAGGCAUCAGAAGACAUUUUGCCAAAAAAUAUCAGGUUGCAUUGCCAUUGGUUCAGACAUAGAUGGAGAUGUAAUGUGUUCAUCAUUUCCAGCAAGAGUAGGACCCUUAACCUCAACCAGAACUGCAGGGGUUUUUAUCACGAGCACUUCAAACACAAUGUAGUCCUGAUUGGGCUGCAGCAGGCACAGCACACACAAAGGCUGCACAGUCCCAGUUGUAUUCAGACUCCCAAUAGCACCCCUGCUAUGUAACAGUAAAUUUCAAAAGCUCUACCUGUCAGACUACAUGAGUGCAUAUUACCGCUAUUGCUAGCUAUGGGGGUGGAGAGAGGUGGAGAUGGAGUGAGAGGAGAAGAGAUAGAAAAAGACAGGAGAGAAGCUGUCAGUAACCAUGGCAGCAUGCCCCCCCUCCACUGAAAUCAGCCAGUGAAAAUUGUGUAUUUGUUAAUGGUGCAGGAUGUAAAGCAGACAUUGCUGCUCUUUCAGAGCUGCUUGUUCAUUUUGCUGCUCUGAGGAUUCCCUUUUGUGUGAGCAUUGAGAUAAGAGCGAACAAUUACCAUCAUCAGUUCACAGUGAAUAAUAAGAGCUGCACACACUCACCGAAUUCAAAUCAGACUGGUCUGCUGUUUGUAGUAAAAACACUCUAUUUCUAUUUUAACAAAGAAUGAUUUCUUGCCCCCAGCUGUCUCUUAUCUUGAUUGAAAAGUACUGGACGAAUGAGUAAUAUUAAGGAGGAAUCCUGCACUUUUCCACUAUAUUUUAUUCCUACUCACCUGUUUUAAAGGUGUGUAAUCCCUGACACAAUCCUCACAUCUUAUAAAGCCUUGUACUGUCAGCCUCGCCUGUCCAUGCCUGGCAUGUAUAUUUAAAUAAGCAUGAAUUGUAUGCAGGGUUGCCAUACUGAGAGAUAGCCAUGUGUGGAUGCAUUACUCUGUUAAUAUGUAAUAACCCACUUGACUGUUAUUAUAUUUUUUAUUUCUGACAGAACGAGGCAGGAACUGCUAAAUCGAGUUGGCCUGUGGCUUUUCUAACAAAGCAAAAUUCAUUUGGCCUGUCGGUUUGUCAAUGGGGCCAUUGUUGUUUUUUUAAACUCGACUUUAUGACUGUUCCUAAGAAAAAAGCUGUUAUAUAUGAUUGGGGGACUAAUGGGUCUUUCUGUAAUUUUAUGAGAUUAAAGUACACUGGAAAGAUUCAGUGCAAGGUUUGCAUGAAUAAAGUCUCGAGUGUACAGCAAGAACAGAAGAGGUCUUCUCCAAAAUGCUGUGAAUGCAUGAAAAAAUGAGUUAACGCUCUAUAUUAGGGUACACAUUUUCAUUAUUAACUAGGUGCUUAUUAGCAUGCAUAUUGCCACUUAACUUCCUCACUGGCUAUCAAUAAGCAUUAAUGUUAAUUCUUAGUUUAUGGCCUAGUAGUUGUAGAAUACGGUCAUGCAGAAUAAGGCAUCUCUAAGCCCUUUAUAUUGACUGAUAAAGAGCCAAUAUGCUACUAAUAUGCAGGCUAAUAAGCAACUAGUUCAUGGUGAAUAUGUGUAUGUUAAUAGAAAGUGUUCAAUUGUACCUGAAGCUCAUCAUCGUGUCUGUAACAUACAAAAGAUUCAGUUUGUUGUGAAGUGUGAUAGUCUCCUCCACUGAGAUCUUAAGUCAUACCCAAGUUCAAAUAUUUCACUGUUGCAUUUUGGAAGAAAACAGUUAAAGUCUUGCUGACUUUAUCAACAAUGUUGAUUGGAUUUUUUUUUCUAAUGGCCAGACUGCUUGAUUACUGAACUUAAUUGUAAUACACUGUUUAAUAGCAUAGCACUGCUAACAACACUUUGUGGAAAUACAUAAAUCAAGACAGUGAUGUAUCUUUUAUUUAUCUUGUUUAGAGUAUUUAUAGGAAUUGAUAUUUCAUAUAGGCCUCUAUAUAUUGAUUACACAUCAUGACAAGGCACUUUUUGUACCAUAAACCAGUCAUAUUAUGUAAUUUUUACUGAUGCUCAGCUACAUGAUGCUCCAUAAUACUUUUUGAGAUGGAAACUGGUUCAAGGUUGUAUGUAUGUACAGUUAGCAAUCCCAAAAAUGUUUGACAGAUGUAUGCUGUGGUUUUGCACAGAGAGUAUUUUACUACUGUCUGUUUAAGUUGGUGUUGUGUUGAAAAAAAACUCAAGUCUUGUUGCAGUUUGUCACAGAACUAUGAAUGUUUAAACCAUCUGAUCUUAAAAUGUUGGUAACUGGAUCUUAACAACCAGGGUUUUUGCUGCAAAUUUGGAAAACUCUUGGGCUUCUUUCCCCAAAUUUGCUCUUCAGGAACUUCCUUCCACAUCUCUCUCUCUCUCUCUCUCUCUCUCUCUCUCUCUCUCUCUCUCUCUCUCUCUCUCUCUCAUAUCUCUU
Messenger RNA from Chelmon rostratus (copperband butterflyfish), 6647 nucleotides. It is a transcript of the gene mgll, whose product is annotated as monoglyceride lipase. The coding region runs from base 125 to 1156 and encodes 343 amino acids. The transcript is spliced from 8 exons. Gene Ontology annotation, molecular function: lipase activity. The record is from RefSeq and is a predicted model, not a curated record. Gene Ontology annotation, cellular component: membrane. NCBI's taxonomy places the organism in Eukaryota, Metazoa, Chordata, Actinopteri, Chaetodontiformes, Chaetodontidae.